UAGGUGCAUAUAUAAAUGUCAUUUCAAGAUGUUGUAACCAGUAUGAAGAAGUUUUGACAUCAUGAAGUCUGUAUUCAAAUUAGAAUCAUUUUUAUUAGUGAUUCUUUUUUAUAUAAACGUGAAUAUUAUAUAUUGCGUUAAUUUACAAAAUGUCGAAAAUCUAACAAACGAAACCAGCUACAAAUCGUACAAUAUUGGCGUCGAUAUGGGAAUAAUAAAUCCUGAAAAAUAUUCCUUCGAGUCAUUUAAGACAGAUGAACAAAGCAUCUUUAGAGACUUGUACAAGGACUAUAUUUCAAUGAAUGGUAGUCAGCUGGUCAAUUACGAGGAGUGGCUUAUUAUGAACAAUUUCGGUAUACUCUCCGACACACAGGAGUCUCUGUUUGAGAGGAAGAUAUCUAAAAGAAGCACAGCCGAUAAUAAAAGACGGUUCGUAAAUACAGUUAGGAAAGGAGACAUUUUGGUAACGGGCCGAGGCAUCGGAGGUUUGGUUGGACAUGCCGCAAUUAUGACUACUGACUAUUGGGUUUUGGAGAUGCCUGGUGGUGCAGGUUGGCAGAAGGGAAUUAAAGAUAAUAAUAGACAGAUAAGCAAAUAUAAGUGGUUCGAUGAACAUGCUUCCGAUUGGACCACUGUGUACCGUUGUCCGAAUGGCAACGCUGCAAAUGGUGCGGCGGUUUGGGCUGACCAUACGUAUUAUAAUCCUAGUGGAGGUUCUAAGAAAACGAAGCAUAUUACAUACAAAAUAACUAUUGAUGUGUGGUCAACAAAUCCUAGUUACUGUUCGAAGUUGGUGGUACAAGCGUAUUACUUCGGAACUGGGUCGAAGAAGGUCAUCAGCAGUGACAUCUCACUGAGACGAGUCAUCGUUCCAUCUACUAUACCUUCGUAUUUUCUAAGCCCGUAUAAACUGAAAAAUAUGGGUAAAUAUUGAUUGGGACUGAUCUUAUCACGCGAAUCGUUUACUACAUAUUAGUAUUAUAUAUAAUAAAUGUUAAUAUUUUGAUAAAACAAAUUAAACAUGAUAAUCGAUAAUUGUCCAUAGUACUAUAAGUAUUAGCGUAUUAAUUUAAUACUAGACUGUGAUUAAUAUUUAUCUAUUUAUUUAAUAAUAAUAAUAUUACGAUUUUUUUAUUUAAUAAAUCAAAGGCAAUAAGA
Galleria mellonella (greater wax moth) is the source of this 1158-nucleotide messenger RNA. RefSeq lists its product as uncharacterized. Bases 62 to 934 code for a protein of 290 amino acids. The record is from RefSeq and is a predicted model, not a curated record. Lineage: Eukaryota; Metazoa; Arthropoda; Insecta; Lepidoptera; Pyralidae. The transcript is spliced from 2 exons.